GACCAUCAAAUUUUCAAACGAAACAAAGAAACAUAAACCAAAGCUAAAGAUACAUAAUUUAUCGAUCUUUGGAGGGAGCCGUCAGAUCAGAAUCUGAUCAUGGACAAGGUGAUGAGAAUGUCAUCAGAGAAAGGAGUUGUGAUCUUCACCAAAGACUCUUGUUGUCUUUGCUACGCCGUGCAGAUCCUUUUCCGUGACCUUAGGGUUCAACCAACCAUCCACGAGAUCGACAAUGAUCCUGACUGCCGCGAGAUAGAGAAGGCCUUAGUCCGUCUUGGCUGCACCAACGCUGUUCCUGCUGUUUUCGUCAGUGGUAAGCUGGUGGGUUCGACCAACGAAGUCAUGUCGCUUCACCUAAGUGGCUCUCUUGUUCCAUUGAUCAAGCCGUACCAGUCAUUUCAUAACUAGAAAAUGAAUGGAUCCUUAAACAAAUGAUAAUUGCCAUGUUGAUUAGAAAGUAAAUAAUGAUGGAAAUAGUACACGUAAAUGUGUAUGACGUUCUUAUAUAUAUAUAUAUAAGUUACUUUUUAUAUAUUUUUUUGUAGCUGAUCAUGUCUAAGAAGUUUAUAACUAGCUAGAUUUGUAUUUCCCAGCUUAAUCAAUCAGUGGAUGAACUGAUGUGUUAUCUAAUGUAAUGGAAAAAAUUAUAUAUCAUAUGUUUGUAUUGCCUUUGGUUUUAA
This is a messenger RNA of Raphanus sativus (radish), 680 nucleotides long. RefSeq names its product glutaredoxin-C14. NCBI's taxonomy places the organism in Eukaryota, Viridiplantae, Streptophyta, Magnoliopsida, Brassicales, Brassicaceae. The record is from RefSeq and is a predicted model, not a curated record. Gene Ontology annotation, cellular component: nucleus; cytoplasm. Bases 100 to 408 code for a protein of 102 amino acids. The transcript has a single exon.